CCUGAGCUAUACCCUACCUUUGAAUUCGCAGUGUUGCGAGUGAGUGUGUGUGUGUAUGUAUGAGUGUGUUAUCCUGCGCCGUGCCCUGCCCGUUAUGCCUACCUCUCCGGUAUACACCUGAGAACACUACAUACCUGGGCGGUUCCACGGAGACGGGUUCGAAAAAGUGACUAAAACGGAUGAUUGUUGUUUGGAGAAGACUAGAUCGAAGAAAAUACCGAGAUACCCGAGUUUUGUAGGGAAAAAGAGGAGUGCGGUAGAGGACUGCUAUCCUUUCGAUCUCCCGUUUCACCUGGCGAGAGUCACCAAACUUCUUCGGGGAUAACUUUUCCGUUAAUCGGUGCAGCGGUAAUUACUUUUAAUCAAUCAUCAAAACGUUCGAAUCGAGAGGAGGAGCACUUUAAAUUGACAAUGCCGCGAGCCUUUCUGGUGAAAAAGUCGAGUAUCUCGCCCGGUAAGCGGAACUGGAGCGAGCUUCCCGACAAUGAGCGCGGGGACGUCUAUAUCCCAGUCUCCAUCUUCCCCCCAUCCUUCCCCGUGGUGUCAGAGGGUUGUCCAGCAGAACCGGUCCAGUGCCUCUCCACCAGCACACACACACACACGCAGACACACACACAGACACACACACAGACACACACGCAGACACACACACACACAACGCUGCAGGAGGGCACGUCGCUAGGGCAACCCCAGAGUCCCCAGGGGUCAGAGGUCAUGAGGAGGGCGAUGCCGAACGGGGCGUACGUGCGCUCUAAAAUGAAGGUAACCACAGGCGAGCCCCUUAGCGACCCCACCACCCGCACCCCUCCUCCUCCUCAGCCCCCCCUCAACGACGUCACCGCAACUCCUGUCGCCCAGGUGACCGCCACCCCCCCCAGCCUCCCCCAGCCCCGUCUCCACCCCCGUCUCCACGGUGACGGGCGGAGUGGGCGUGUUCUUGUGCCAGGUGUGUCAGAAGGGCUUCCAGUUCCAGCGCAUGCUGAACAGACACCUGAAGUGUCACAGCGACACCAAGAGACACCCCUGCAGCUUCUGUGGGAAGGGCUUCAACGACACCUUCGACCUGAAGAGACACGUACGCACACACACAGGCGUGCGUCCCUACAAGUGUGCUGAGUGUGACAAGGCCUUCACCCAGCGCUGCUCCCUGGAGUCCCACAUGAAGAAGAUCCACGGGGUGUCCCAGCGCUAUGCCUACAAGGAGCGCCGCAACAAGCUGUACGUGUGUGAGGAAUGCGGCCACACCGCCCCCACCCAGGA
This is a messenger RNA of Osmerus eperlanus (European smelt), 1260 nucleotides long. It is a transcript of the gene ovol1a, whose product is annotated as ovo-like zinc finger 1a. The coding region runs from base 412 to 1116 and encodes 234 amino acids. The transcript is spliced from 4 exons. Lineage: Eukaryota; Metazoa; Chordata; Actinopteri; Osmeriformes; Osmeridae. Gene Ontology annotation, molecular function: RNA polymerase II cis-regulatory region sequence-specific DNA binding; DNA-binding transcription factor activity, RNA polymerase II-specific. Gene Ontology annotation, cellular component: nucleus. Gene Ontology annotation, biological process: regulation of transcription by RNA polymerase II; epidermal cell differentiation. The record is from RefSeq and is a predicted model, not a curated record.